AUGGACAAACGGAGUGCCAAAGGAGAAUAUUUUGCUAUCACCAUGAAGGAGAUUCAUGAACAAGUUAAAGCUUCACUUCAACAAAGUGUUGAUAAAUAUAAACUCAGAGUAGAUGUUAAAAGGAGAGAUGUUCAGUUCAAAGUAGGGGAUUUGGUGAUGGCUUAUCUAAGGAAAGAAAGGUUACCUAAAGGCCAACCUUCUAAACUACUCAUGAAGAAGAUAGGUCCUCUCUGGGUGGUUCAUAAGUUUGGCAACAAUGCAUAUGAAGUUGAACUUCCAGCAGACUUGGGAAUAUAUCCCAUCUUCAAUGUACGUGAUUUGACAGCCUUCAAAGGAUCCUUGACAAAUGCAACACCUGAGUCAUCUCUUGAGGAAGAGGAUGUAGAAUGGAUGAAGGAUCUACUGCUUAGAAACUCAUUGGAUUUGGAGUGCAUUCUUGACUCCAAGGAAGCUAAAGAAGAAGGUAAGAGUGAAGCAUUUGCAGUUUUCACUCAUUCACAAGUUCCAAAUCAGCCUGAUCAACAAUCUGGUGACAAUUCUAAGACAAAAGGCACACCUCAAUUGCGGGUAUCACUUGCAAAAAGAGGCAAAUUACUUCAUCCAAGGGCAGAGGUACAGGCUCUUCUUGGACCUGGGUCAGGAGGGUGGAAAGCUGGGCUAGAUGAUGCAAAAGGCAUUCCACCUCAUUUACUAAAAUAG
Molecule: messenger RNA, 699 nt
Organism: Cryptomeria japonica (Japanese cedar)
Lineage: Eukaryota; Viridiplantae; Streptophyta; Pinopsida; Cupressales; Cupressaceae
Exons: 3
Coding region: 1-699 (232 amino acids)
Source: RefSeq, a predicted model, not a curated record